CCGCAGCGCAGAUUUGUUCCUAGGAACAUCAUCACGAACCCCAAAUUAUCCCGCCAGGCCUUGGAGCCCCAUCCACCUCGACCAUCCAUUUCGACCGCCUCAGCACCACCACACUUCCCAUUACAGUCCAUUCGCUUUCCACUCAACCCAUCGUUCACCCUCACUCUCACGGGCCCGGGCGCCGGCCAAUCUGUCUUCCACGUCCACCUGCACCCACCUACUCCAUCACCACAAACUCACUCGUCUAGUCCUGGGACAUCGCGAUCCAUCACGACCAUCGCCAAGCGUAUCACAUCCAUCGACUACAACGCGAUAACCCCAAUCUUCACCUUUUGCGAUACUCAUUCUGCCUUCUAGGCUCCCCUACACUUCUGCCGGCUGUCAGCCAACGCGCCUGCGCAUUCGUUCCAGCUGCAAAGACCACCCCUUCGGUCACUGACCCUAUGCGCGUCCAGUCUUUUGAUAUGCGCUGAUUUCAACCACAACCACAAGAAUACCCUAAAAUUACGCAUUGGCUUAUGCAAUCAAUAUGGCUUCAAUUCAAUCAGUUCCGCAGGGACAACAACCUGGACUCGGCGCUCCUUCAUCUCAGCAAGCCAAUUUCAGAGAUGCUUUGGUAGUGAGUAGCCCUUUCCAUUAUGCGCCCGUCUUCAUUCCUCCACAUCGUUUGAUUGCUGAUGACUAGAGAAGAAAUAUAAACAGAUGAAGGAAUCUGGGGUAUCAGAAAGAGAUCCCGAAUUUCAGAAGUUGCACCAGAUGCUUUCCGGCCUGCAUUCGCAACGAAACUAUCAACAGCAAAAAGCGCAGCAACACCAAUUACUCAAUCAACAACAUAAUGCAUCUGCAAGCGCUACCAACGGGAAUACUAAUGGCACGCGUCCAGCGCCAUCUCCAAAUACAACAGCCUCGGCGCCGUCACAAUCCUCACCUACCACAUCUCUUGGGCCCUCUACCAUAUCCUCCACACCUUCGGCUACAACUAAGGGUGCUGUUCCAAGGACUGCGCAGGUUGGGAGUGGUUACUUUUCUCCAGAACAGUUGAGCGUUUUGAAGCAUCAAAUAUCCGCAUUCAAAUGCUUGUCCAAGAAUAUCGGUAUCCCGUCACAACUACAAGAACAGCUGUUUGCUUCGCAACAACGAAAAAAGUUGUCGCAAGGCGUUGACCAAUCUAUCGUCGCAUCCACCAAUUCCGCAGAAGAUGCCGCUCCUUCUGCAAAUGGCGAUGGUCCAGCGAAACCCGACAAGGACUUGGUAGUGCAAAAGGUGCACGAAUAUACUUCAUUCAGACCACCUAUAUCUUCUCUUCCUAAGGGUGAGCGUAUUAGUUAUUCUGCGCAUAAGAGACGUGAGAAUCGACCUAUGAUUCCCAGUUUGAUGCCUUCGGGUGUGGACGUAGAAAAGUUACGAAACGAUCGAGAAAUUAUUGUCUACAAUCGUAUGAAAGCCCGGCAGGGAGAACUGAUGUCACUUCCGGCAAACAUGGCACACAUCGACAUACAUGAUGACAACCUUACACCGGAUGAUACCUUGAAAAGGAAGGCAUUAAUCGAGAUGAAGAUGAUUGGGCUUUAUCAGAAGCAGAAGAUGAUGCGAGAAAGAAUCGGCCGCCAGAUGAUUCAAUACGACAACCUUGCCAUGACUGCGAACCGAAGCCACUACAGAAGAAUGAAGAAACAAUCGUUGAGAGAGGCUCGCAUCACCGAAAAACUUGAGAAGCAACAGCGAGAUGCUCGUGAGAACCGAGAGAAGAAGAAGCACGAGGACUACCUUCAUCUGGUCAUAUCGAAUGCUCGGGCAAUUGCCAAUCAAGCCACCCAGCAUAGACAAAAAAUGCAGAAGAUUGGUCGUAUGAUGGUACUGCAACAUCAAAAUAUCGAGAAGGAAGAGCAGAAGAGAAUAGAGCGAACUGCGAAACAACGUCUGCAGGCCUUGAAAUCCAACGAUGAAGAAGCCUAUCUUGCACUUCUCGAUCAAGCUAAGGACACUCGUAUUACCCAUCUUUUGCGACAAACUGACGGAUUCCUGUCGCAACUCGCGGCCUCGGUCAAAGCGCAACAGCGGAAAGCCGUCGCCACAUAUGGCGGCGACCUUGUCGUUGAGGAGUCUGAUGACGACGAUGAAGAGGAGCAAGAUACUCGCAAGAUUGAUUACUAUGCUGUGGCCCAUCGGGUCAAGGAAGAAAUCAACAGUCAACCUUCCAUAUUGGUCGGUGGUACUCUCAAAGAAUAUCAAUUGAAGGGUCUCCAAUGGAUGAUUUCACUCUACAACAACAAUCUGAAUGGAAUUCUUGCAGAUGAGAUGGGUCUGGGUAAAACGAUCCAGACAAUUAGUUUACUCACCUACCUUAUUGAGAAGAAGAAGCAGAAUGGACCAUUUUUGGUCAUUGUGCCCCUGAGUACAUUGACCAAUUGGAACCUGGAAUUUGAAAAAUGGGCACCUUCAGUGGCCAAGAUUGUGUACAAAGGUCCACCAUUGGCACGAAAGCAACAACAAAAUCAACUUCGAUACGGCAAUUUCCAGGUACUCCUGACAACCUAUGAGUACAUCAUCAAAGACAGACCCGUGCUCAGCAAAAUCAAAUGGGUUCAUAUGAUCAUCGAUGAGGGUCAUCGUAUGAAGAAUGCAUCUUCCAAACUCAGUGCAACACUCACACAGUAUUACGCUACCCGUUACCGUCUCAUUCUUACCGGAACUCCACUGCAAAACAACCUUCCAGAAUUGUGGGCUUUGCUAAAUUUUGUUCUCCCAACCAUUUUCAAAUCUGUUAAAUCGUUCGACGAGUGGUUCAACACACCUUUUGCAAAUACCGGUGGUCAAGAUAAGAUGGAGCUUACUGAAGAAGAACAGAUUCUUGUUAUUCGACGUUUGCAUAAAGUUUUGAGACCCUUCUUACUUCGUCGUUUGAAGAAGGACGUGGAGAAAGAUUUGCCUGACAAGACAGAAAAGGUCAUUAAAUGUAAAUUUUCUUCGCUCCAAGCACGCCUUUACAAGCAAAUGGUCACCCACAACAAGCUUGUCGUCAGUGAUGGCAAGGGAGGGAAGACUGGUGCGCGCGGUCUCAGCAACAUGAUCAUGCAGCUGCGAAAACUUUGUAAUCAUCCAUUUGUGUUCGACGAAGUUGAAAACGAGAUGAAUCCCUUGAACACUAGCAAUGAUCUUCUUUGGCGAACAUCGGGCAAAUUCGAACUUCUCGAUCGGGUUUUACCAAAGUAUCAACGGACGGGGCACAGAGUCCUGAUGUUCUUUCAAAUGACUGCCAUCAUGGAUAUCAUGGAAGAUUUCCUUCGCUACCGAGGAAUCAUGUUUAUGCGGCUCGAUGGAACAACAAAAUCUGAUGAUCGUUCCGACCUUCUCAAAGAAUUUAACGCCCCCAACUCGCCAUAUUUCAUGUUCCUGUUGUCUACCCGUGCUGGUGGUCUUGGUCUGAAUUUGCAGACCGCAGAUACCGUCAUCAUUUACGACUCAGAUUGGAAUCCUCAUCAGGAUUUACAAGCGCAAGAUCGUGCUCAUCGUAUUGGUCAGAAGAAUGAAGUUCGUAUUUUGCGUCUUAUUAGUUCGAACUCCGUUGAAGAGAAGAUCUUGGAGCGUGCGAAAUACAAGCUUGACAUGGACGGCAAAGUUAUUCAGGCAGGACGUUUCGAUAACAAGUCUUCCGAAACAGAUCGUGAUGCCAUGCUUCGUGUAAUGCUGGAAACUGCAGACGCCGCUGAGAACUUGGACCAAGAAGAAAUGGACGACGAAGAUCUCAACUUGAUGUUGGCCAGAAAUGACGAUGAGCUCAAUAUUUUCAGGGAGAUGGACGAGGAACGUGCAAAGGAUCCUGUUUACGGUGCGGGUGCUGGGAGCAAACGUAUGCCACGUCUUAUGGCCGAGAACGAGCUGCCCGAGAUUUACAUGUCCGACGGAAACCCAAUCUCGGAUGAACCUGAAGAAGUCAAGGGUCGCGGAGCCCGAGAACGCACUCGUGUCAAAUAUGACGAUGGUCUCACAGAAGAGCAGUGGCUUAAUGCUGUUGAUGACGAUGACGACAGUCCAGAGGCUGCAGCUGCUCGGAAGCAGGCACGCAAGGAGCGUAGAGAGAGAAACCGCCUGAAGAGAGCCGGUGAACUUCCUGGCUCUAUUGAAAACUCACCUGCUGGAAGUCGGGAGAGUACAGAAGAGCCCGAACCUGAGCCAACGCCGAAAAAGUCACGCGCCCGCAAGUCUGGCGGCAAGAAUGAAAAACGCAAAGCUGAUGAUUUCGAGGAUGGUCCUCCAGCUAAGCGGAAACGUGGAGGUGCACAAUCUAAAUCCAACGGAAUGAACCCCCGACAGCGAGAUCUGCUUCAAACCAGCUUGAGAGCUGUCUAUGAUUCUUUGAUGAACCUCGAAUCCGCUACUGAAUCGGAAGAUUCUGGUUCUGACGAGGAAGAUCAAAAACGCUUGAUCAUUGGGCCAUUCGUGGCGUUGCCUCCAAAGAAGGACUUCCCAGACUAUUACAAGAUUAUUAGAGACCCUAUAUCUAUGAAGAUGAUUGAGAAGAAGAUCAAGAAAGAGGAGUACUUUAACCUCAACGAUCUGAAAAGGGACAUUCACUUGAUGUGUCUAAACGCAAAAACUUACAAUGAGGAUGGUAGUCUCAUCUUUGUGGAUGCUGUUGCAAUCGAGGUAUGUCACCAUGAGACAAUGAGCGGAAUAAUUGCUAACCACUUCUAGAAUGCUUGCGAAUCCAAGAUCCGUGAUGAAGUUUCUGAUCACCCAGAGCUUGGAGAUGAUGACUCUUCGCGUAAUGGAGGGUCGACAGCUCCUACAACCAAUUCAGGAACUCCUAUACCUUCAAUGACCUCGGGCAAAUUGAAAUUAACUGUCAACAAAAAUAUGAAUGGUGGGAGCAGCGGUGUACAGAGUGAUGACGACUAGAGAUGCAAGAGAAAGUCCAUUUUAUUGGGGGUUCAUGAGGGGCGCGAGGAGUUAACUGGUGAAUUUGCAUGAUGGCAUUUUCUUUUCCUACUUAUGUAAUUGCACUUGGUGUACACAACGGCGUUUGUGUUCACUACAAGAGUCAUAGGUAUUCACAGUGACCAUCUAGAAAGUCGAAGACAGGGUGGUUGGCUUGACUUGAUUGGGCGAAAGGAUUACUUUGCCUGGAUUGUACUUUAGUAGACAAUGGACGACAUGUGCGAUAGUAAAGAUGGGGUUUUAUAAUGUAUUGUGUUCUGAU
Messenger RNA from Hymenoscyphus albidus, 5200 nucleotides. The record is from the annotation of a GenBank genome assembly. Lineage: Eukaryota; Fungi; Ascomycota; Leotiomycetes; Helotiales; Helotiaceae.